Molecule: messenger RNA, 228 nt
Organism: Periconia digitata
Lineage: Eukaryota; Fungi; Ascomycota; Dothideomycetes; Pleosporales; Periconiaceae
Source: the annotation of a GenBank genome assembly
UUUCCGUCCAAGCAUGCCCUGAGCUUAACUCGUGUUGUUCCGGAUUCUGCAAUUGUUACAACUCGGCGCUCGCCUGCCAUGUUUGUUCAGCUUGCACUGCUGCGGCCAGCGUCAAACAAUGGAUAUAGUGGUGUCAUCUCGUGUUACCAAACAUUCCAAUUUCCUCACCGGUUCAGGGUAACAGAAACGAGACGCAACCGCAUAAUCCGAGGUUGGCGGGAUAGCUGA